GACUGAAUAAACCUGGCGUAGUCAAUCAAUAAAAAUCAGUAUCCGAAACCAAUUGAUUCAAUUGAUAUUAAUCGAUAUCAAUUGCUGAUUGCUAUUGAUUGAUAUCUGCAAUCAACAAAUAACAAUUGAACUCACAGAAAAAUUUCUUUAUCAAUUACUAUGGAUUGGCAAAAAUUGAUAACAAUCGAUUGGAAAAAAAUUGACAAUAACCACCCAGACUAUUCAAAGGUGGCUUUGUUAUUGUACAAAAUAAUACCUGGAGCAACACAAGACAGACAGUCAUCUUCAGCAUUAUAUUUUAUUUCAGUCUUCUGGGGUCUAAAGCAGAUUCUUGGCAAUCGUCCAUUCAUAGUUGUGUUAACACAUGCAUCCCGAAAAUUGUUUCUUCUUUCACAUGUCAAUAUUUACGGUAGCAAAGUGAUUACUGCUAUGCAACUAUAUUAUAUUUCCUUCUGGCCUACGUUGAUAUCUAUUCUGGUAUUUGUUUCCUAAUGCAGAUAAUCAAAAUCACUAGAACAAAUGACUCUGUUGUUUAUUUGCUUCAUCUUACAUAAUACCAACACUACAAUGAGACUGGAGGAUGGUACACUGUUACUGCAGCCUGAACUUCUUUUGGUGGUUUAAACUGGCAAAGAAAGAUGUAAAGCCCAAAAUGUUUCUCUUAGUUGUUUCUGUUCUCAUCAUUUUGUUGAUAAUUAUGAAAGAUACACAGGCUGUGAUAAAAUGACUCUGACGAAACCAUUACAGUCAAAUUUUGUCAAACAUUUUAUCAGCGUAACUUUGUAAAAGGACAAAAUAAUUUCCGUUAACAAUCAAUAGCAGUCAUUUGAUGAAUCAGUCGUUAUCAAUUACAAUUGGCAAUCGAUAACAAUUGAAGUCACAACUAUUUUUUCUUCACUGAUUUUCAUCGAUUGCUGUUGAUAUCAAUUGAUAUCGAUUAUUGGUUUAUUGAUUGAUUAUGCCUGUAAUAAUUAUAGAUGGCCGCAAUAAUGAGGUGGUUGUAUUAACAGGGUGGCUGUAAGGCAGUCAGUGUAAAGCGCAGACUGUGGACUGCAGACUUCAGGCUGCUGACCAGGGGUAAAAUGCAGACUGCAGUCAGCAGUCUGCAUUUUACAUUGACUGGCUGUAAGCAGGGUUCCACUGCAAUAUUAUUUAAGAAUUAUUCUGAGGGUUUUUUCAUUUCUUUUUCACAUGUAGGUAGGUGUCCUCUAUAAGUAUGGGUUAUCCCUCAGUUAAAGCAAUUAAUUUUGUGACAUUAAUUUAGAGUUAUAGUCAUUAUUUAAUGUGGUCAGGGUGAAACACAGACUGCAGACUGCAGACUGCGAAUGGGGGAAAAAAUGCAGACUGAGGGUGAAAUGCAGACUGUAGACUUUUUAACUAAAAUGUGUUACCAUUUCCAUCAUUGACAGCUAACUGUAAACAAGCUAACAGGUGAUUACAGAAGUGCUAUUGAGGCUAAGCUGAGUGAUAUUCAGUCUAACCUGAGUGAUAUUCAGUCUAGCCUCAGUGAUAUUUACUGGCCAACCAGAGUGCAGACUUUCACUAUGAUUAGGCUGAACAGCCCUGUUUAUGGUCAGCAAUCAAUAAUGGAAAUAAUGCGAUAUAUAUUUAAAAAGUCUACAGUCUACAUUCUGCAUUUUAUCCCCGGUCUAGAGUCUGCGUUACAAUUGUAACUCUUACUGUUAUUUAAUGUGGCUAAAUGUAAUUAAGGUAAAGUUUGACUCAAGCCAAUGCUGGUCAGUGGCCUUUCAGGGCAACCAUACUCUGCACAGGGUCUCAUAUGGGGUUUUUCCAUGGCUGACAUGUACAUGUUUUGCUUGCCGGCUGAGUAAGAACGUGCAAUUUGCCUCAAGUGCCAUUAAUACUUUAAGUGCACUUUUGCUCCCUUGCCUCCCUCCCUAAUUUGCUGGUGAUGGUAAGUAUAUGUGGUGGUAAGUACUGUAUCUCCACCGACUCUGUCAGUGUGGCAGUACCUGGUGGUUGCCACCUAGGGUUGCCAUGGAUACCUACAGCUGUAUGUGCUCUGCUUGAGACUUGUAUCUCGGCUCCACCAUCCCUCAGGCACCUUGCCCAUUACCUUAGCAAUUGGUGACGAGUUUAUAAUACUGGGAAAUCUUAUUUUACUUGCAGAUUCUUGGCUGCACUCAUAACAUAUUAUAGCAAACUGGUCUGCCUCCUGCCAGUUAGGAUUUUUAAUAUAUUUCAUUAUUUCGCUGCAAUAUUUGUUUGAACAGCAUGACAGGGAAGUUGAAACUUAUUUGUAACUGAUCUGAACAUUACCACUGGAAUGACACCAUCAGUAUAAAGUUUUGCAAGCUUAUAAGUGGUUGCCUUAGUUUUAAUUUAAGCUGGUACUGAAUCUCUUUGGCGAUUUUUUUUCACUUGGAAGAAAUGUCAUAGAAUACUUAAUAUAGGAAUCUCUUAUUAAAAUUAGUAUUUUCUGAGCAAUAACAACAACAACAACAACAGUUAUCUGUAAACAACUAUUUCUCUAUCUAGUUAAGGAUGGCACACCUACAGAUGAAGAAUUAGAAGAAUUAGGUGAUAAAAUUGUAGAAAACUGGAAAAAGCUUGGGCGUCGCCUAGAUGUCACUGAUUCAAAGCUCCUGGAAAUAGGUCAAUCUCACGACCAACCUUCUGAAAAGGGAUAUUAUAUGUUAAAGCACUGGAAACAAGAAAAAGGUUCUGGUGCAACCUAUCAAGCAUUGUGUGACGCUUUAAAACAUAGACUUGUGCAGCGCCAAGACUUGGCUGAGCAGUUUUGUUACAUUAAUGGACCGCUGCCUGCUGGUCAUGUACCAGAAGAAAGAGUGACAGGAGAAGUACCUGGUGCUUCUGCAGGUGCAUAUACUGGAACUUCAGCCCAACAUCAAGACAAUUCCAGUGGAGUGAAAAGUAAUCGGAAACGGAAAAGUUCGGAUCCAAAUCCCGAACGAGGUAACUUGCCUAUGAAGAUUUCCUGUGCUAGGGCCACCAGCAGAAACUCACGGAAUCAAGAUCCUCAAGAAGAAAGAGAAAAAGUGAAUAGAUAUAUGGAAGAGAAGAUUGAUGAGGUGAAAUCGCAGAGAAUGUUUGAUCUCUCUACAACUAUGGGGAUACGUCACUUCUGUACGUACUUAGUGGGAGAACUUCAUUUAAUGAAUGUGAACUUCCAAAAGAGUAGCAUUAAAGUGAUUGUCAAAUGCGGUACCAUGGAAAUACUUGAAGGCCUGUGGUGUGAUUAUUGCUCUGGUCACCUAAAUGUAGUUGCCGAGGAAUGCCUUAUUACAGAAGAGGUUAAGGAGGAGCUUGGUAUGGAUACCAUAAAGCUAAACACAACUAUCUUGGAAGAGGACUAUGUAGCGUGCAAAUUGUCUUUGAUAGAAAUUCCAGCUCAAUUUGUCCCAGCUGCUGCUGCUGAUGUGGAUGAUAGAGGAGGUGUAGAAAAAUUAACAGGACCAGGGAAGGGGAAAAAGAAGCGAAAAAAUAAGGGAAGAGGCGGUGCUGGCAGAGGACGUGGCAGAGGACAAGUUUUACCCACUCCUGGAAGACACAAAGGUGCAGGAAGAUCUGUUGAUGAUGACGAAGUUGAAGUUGAAAGCGAAGUGAGACCUCCUACAGGAGCAAGGUCCGUUCCUGAGGCUUUAAGCUCUACAACAGCUGAAUAUGAUGAACUGCAAGAGCCAGAGAUAGGGCAAGAGAGACCGAGAGAGACCAAGACCAUAGCUAAUGAGAUAGUAGGGGAAGUUGGUCGUGUUGCUCCUGCCAAGGCCAGUACAGCAGUCGAUAAGAAACAAGAGCCAGGCUGUUCUGCUUCUAGGGCCAAGACCAAAUUAAAAGGAAAACAACAGCAAGUUCCUGGUCCGAGCAAGUUAUCUACGUCAUCUCCUUCCUCUGGUACCAACGUUAAGGAACCUCAAAGUGUGGCAGCUGCCAACACCACUGCCUCUACUCUGCCUUCCACUGUGACUGCUGCUGCUGGUGCUGCUGAGGCAGCUAGUGUACCAGCCCCCAGUUCUUCUGCUGCUGUUAGGAGAACUGGUGUCCCAACCACCACUGCUGAUGGUAAACAAGAUGUAGAAAAAUUAGCAACAAAACUUGCCUCCAGCUUGACUACAAAAGCUCGUCAAACACAAGGAAAUGGUGGGCCACAUCCCCCUAAAAGACCAGGUUAUGGUACUGUAGGCCGCCCUAUAAGGUUAAGGGCAAACUUCUUCCACCUCAAUGUUUCAUCACAACUAUCAGAUCUCUACCACUAUGAUGUAGUGAUUACCCCAAACAAGUGUCCCCGAUCAGUGAAGAGAGACGUUGUGAAUGAAAUCAUAAGGAGGUACAAAGAUACAACAUUCCAAGGUCACCACCCUGCUUUUGAUGGCGAGAAGAAUUUGUAUAGCAGAAUCAAACUUCCUCCAGUGAGUUUAGGUCUUACUGCUGUGUAAAACUCCUGAACCGUAAGGGACCUGGAGAUAUUGCAUUUACAUGAUUGUGUAUAUUAGAGAGACAAAUCCUAUUACA
Messenger RNA from Orbicella faveolata, 4494 nucleotides. RefSeq names its product protein argonaute-2-like. Lineage: Eukaryota; Metazoa; Cnidaria; Anthozoa; Scleractinia; Merulinidae. The record is from RefSeq and is a predicted model, not a curated record. Gene Ontology annotation, molecular function: protein binding; RNA binding.